CGAUAUACCAAAUACUAUUUGCUGGAAAAGGUGACUACGUUGUCCCCACUCACUACACCAAAGAGUUGAGAAGUCUACUCCAGUUAUGUCUAGUCGGCCCUCACGAUGCAAAUUUACUUGAAGAUGCCUCUGGCCUUUCUGCACCCGUUCAUCAAUCUUUUUUCCCCACUCUGGGGGAGGAUCCAAGCUCUACGGGGCAAAGAUCGCCAAAUUUUCAGUCCUGAAGUAGCUGCACGUUUAGAAGAUCUGCUCGAAGAGAUAGGUAACAUGAUGGACUGGCUCCUCCAACAAUACCGAGACUUUCGGCAAACACAAGACGUCAUCAACUGUCAGCUUGACAUCAACUUUACGGCGAUUCAUUCUUUAGCCGUUGUCAUCGUGAAGAUAAUGUUCGCAUCAGCGGAGGGAUGGAAUGACUAUGCCCUUGCGCUUAUUGAAGAUCUGGAGCAAGCUCUUAAGGAGAGCGGCGGUGCGAUCACAAUGGACAGGAGUAACAAGUUGUUCAAGCUGGACAUUAGCAUGGAAGAAACAUUCAGGCAUUCGCUAAUUACCGCCAGUAACUUUGCGCCGUGGAUGCCAGCUAAUACUGAACUGCUCAAUGACAACUUUGUAGUAGACGGGACUUUCUUGCCCAAAGGUAGACGGUUUGCUAUGGCCGCAGAGUCAUUGAGUAUAUUUCCGAGCGUGUACGAGCAAUCUAAUGGAUUCAGAGGUUUCCGCUUCGCUACCUCCAGAGGCCCGUCGGCCAGUCCGCAAGUUGAGUUAUAUACCAACUCAAGCCUGCAUGGAAUGCUCUCUGGCCACGGCAGGUAGGCGUGGCCCGGAAGAUUCUUUGCUGCGCUGGGUGGCUGGUCAUCCUGAUGCAUAUUCUCGCAAACUACGAGCUGAAGCUGCCGGGCGGACUGGUGCCGCAGAAGGAGAAGUUUGCGGAUUUGUAGAAUCUAGUUCCUAGUGCGAUGUUGGAAACCCGAAAACGGAGGCCUUCCGCACAAUUGGCGGCGCUGCAAUUGCAGUGUGGUAGUGGCGCUCCGGCAGCAGUAAG
Molecule: messenger RNA, 1042 nt
Organism: Dothidotthia symphoricarpi CBS 119687
Lineage: Eukaryota; Fungi; Ascomycota; Dothideomycetes; Pleosporales; Dothidotthiaceae
Exons: 3
Coding region: 106-813 (235 amino acids)
Molecular function (GO): monooxygenase activity; oxidoreductase activity, acting on paired donors, with incorporation or reduction of molecular oxygen; iron ion binding
Source: RefSeq, a predicted model, not a curated record